Triticum turgidum subsp. durum (durum wheat) is the source of this 1500-nucleotide messenger RNA. The record is from the annotation of a GenBank genome assembly. NCBI's taxonomy places the organism in Eukaryota, Viridiplantae, Streptophyta, Magnoliopsida, Poales, Poaceae.
AUGAAGUAUAUGACUUCCCUUCGUCACCUUUACACUCAUGGUUGUUCACGGCUUAAGUGCAUGCCCAAAGACCUCAGGAAACUCACAUCUCUUCAGACACUUACAUGCUUUAUAGCAGGUAGUGAGCCUAAUUGUAGUAAUGUUGGAGAGCUUGGAAAUUUAAACCUUGGUGGUCAACUAAAGCUACGUAAUCUGGCAAACGUGACAGAAGUGGAUGCAAAAGCAGCAAACCUUGUGAACAAGGAGCUAAGAGAAUUGAGAUUAACAUGGACCUUUAGAUGGAAUUAUUUUCAAGGUAUUACUAGCUGGCGGGAUAAUGAAGAGGAUGCAAAAGUGCUCGAGAAUCUCGAACCUCAUGAUGGACUACAUGCCAUAGGGAUACAGUCAUAUGGAGCCACCACCUUCCCAACAUGGAUGACUAUGUUGCAAAACAUUGUUGAGAUCCAUCUUUUUAGCUGUAGAAAACUAGUAUGGUUGUUAAGCGGUGAGUGUGAUACAUCGUUUGCAUUUCCAAAUCUGAAGGAGCUUAUGAUAAAAGGUCUUGUUUGUUUGGAGAGAUGGUGGGAAAAAGAUAAUGAUGGGAUGCAAGGAGAGUUGGUGAUGUUUCCUCUACUUGAGAAGCUGCAUAUUAGCGACUGUGUAAAGUUGAAAGCAUUGCCAGGACAUCCGACCUUCCCUAAACUCCAGAAUGUUCAUAUUAUGAAUUGUCCAGAGUUGACAACUAUAGCUAAAUCACCAAAGCUCGGUGUAUUGAAGAUGGAAGGACGCGAGGUAGAGUUGUUAUUGUGGGUAGCGAGACAUAUGACAUCAUUGACCAAUCUGGAACUGACUAGCAUUGAACAGAGUACAGAUACAACCUCGAUGGGGGCUGAGAAUAGUUUGAGGGAAUUGGUGAACGGCAAGGAGAAUGGAAAUGAUCAAGGCUUUCCUCUAGAAGUUUUGGUGUUAAGAGACUUUAAGUCAGGUGUAAGUGUAACAGAGCUGUGUGCAUGCUUUGUACGCCUUCAAGAGUUGUCAAUUUGGAGCUGCGAUGCGCUCGUCCACUGGCCAGAAUCAUUGUUCGAAGGAUUGGUAUCCUUGAGGAAGCUUCAGAUUGUGGACUGCAAUAAUCUGACUGGAUAUGCACAAGCUUCUGCUGAGCCAUCAACAUCAUCAGAAACCAGUCAGCUCCUGCCACGUCUAGAAUCUCUAACGAUACAGAGUUGUGGAAACUUGGUUGAGCUCUUCAACGUCCCUGCUUCUCUCAGAAAAAUGUACAUUUCUAAUUGCAGUAAGCUUGAGUCCAUAUCCGGCAGGAAGCAGCAGCAGGGACAGUCAGUAUCAUUGAUUCAUCAAGGGUCAACAGCCAGUAUAGAAAGAUUAUCAUUACACAAUUGUCAUGGCUUAACAGGGGUCCUCUUUUUGCCCCCGUCCCUCAAGAGACUAGACAUUUUUAAAUGUGGUGGGUUGGCAUCUCUGGAAUCCCGCUCUCCCGAGCUCCUAGCGGACAUGGAUUUUUAG